Copidosoma floridanum is the source of this 1814-nucleotide messenger RNA. Its product is annotated as Molybdenum cofactor synthesis 2A. Gene Ontology annotation, biological process: Mo-molybdopterin cofactor biosynthetic process. Gene Ontology annotation, cellular component: cytosol; molybdopterin synthase complex. NCBI's taxonomy places the organism in Eukaryota, Metazoa, Arthropoda, Insecta, Hymenoptera, Encyrtidae. The record is from RefSeq and is a predicted model, not a curated record. Gene Ontology annotation, molecular function: molybdopterin synthase activity.
AUGAGCAUAGAAAAACCAUCGUCUGCUAUUCACGUCAGGGUUCUCUUUUUUGCCAAAGCAUGUGAGCUCGCCGGUGCUCGUAAAGCCGAACUCGUCUUACCAUCUCACUCGCUGACCUUCGAAGAUUUAAAGGAUAGAGUUGUCUACGAGUUCAAUCUGGACAGUAUCAAGGACACUUUCGUCUUGGCUCACAACGAGAGUGUCGUCGACGAGGCUGCCACGUUGCAGAUCGCAGAAGGCGAUGAAAUUGCUGUGAUACCGCCAAUCAGUGGAGGUGAUACAACUCUCUUUUUGUUUACCAUAUGUGUUGAUAAUAUGGAGGAUACAAAGGAUUAUGUUGGUCUUUACUCGACCAAGUUAAAUUUUGAUAACAUUGUUGAAACCGUAGUGUCCCCAAACUGUGGAGCUAUUUCCACUUUUAUUGGAACAACAAGGGACAAUUUUGAACAGAAAAAGGUAUUACAUCUUGAGUAUGAAGCUUACGAAUCCAUGGCUGUGAAAGAAAUGCAAAAAGUAUGUAAAAUGAUUCGUUCCAAGUAUGCUGUAGAAAAAAUUGCUAUUUAUCAUCGUUUAGGACAAGUUCCUGUCACUGAAGCAAGCAUUGUAAUUGCCAUAUCUUCACCACACAGGCAAGAAUCUUUACAAGCUGUGCAAUUUGCUAUUGAUACAGUAAAAUCAGUAGUACCUAUUUGGAAAAAAGAAGUUUAUGAAGAUGAUGAGGCCCAAUGGAAAGAGAACAAAGAGUGUUUAUGGACGAAAAGUGAUAUCUAUCCAAAAACAGAGCAAAGACCAAAAGAGAGAGAAGAAAAUAAAUUGGAAGUGUAUAAUUCACAAAUGUCAUCUGUCUGUCAAAAUACCACUGAUGCAGAUUCAGUUAAAGUCAAGUCUGAACCCUUAGAUUAUAGUUCGGAUGGGAGCUUGGCAGAUAGUGAAAGACGUGCAACAAUCAGUGUUGAUUAUAAUAUGUGUCAAAUAAAAAGGAACACAGAAGAAAUGUUUAAUCGGAUACAAGCUUUUUGUUUAAAUAAAAAACAAAAAGCAAGUCUAAUAAAAUUACAAGAAAAUUGUAUUUGCAGCCAAAACCUGGAUAAUCAUAACAGUGAUGACAAAACAUCAACUUGUAGUAGAGUCAACGUUAUUUGGACGAAACAUAAAAGUUCUAGGAAUCACAGGGAUGUUUGUAGAGUGUAUAAUCAAUGGAGCCAUCAAAAUGUUUCUCCAAAAUUAAAAAACGAGUCAAAUAAUUAUCCAUCAGUUCUUGAAGAAAGAAUAUCAUCCACGGAAAAAAUACUGGGAAUGAAUAAACCAGUCCCCAAAGAUGUAUAUGAACGAUUAAAAAAAAUAGAGGAUCGGUUGUUACUUUUAGAAAGUACUUCACCAGAAUACAAAAAUUUAUGGGCAGGUGUGAUGAAAGAAAAGCCUGAAAACUCUGAUGAUGAUGAAUGUGGUGGUGAAAACUUAAAGAAUGAAGACAGCAGAAAAAGAUCCUUUGCUAUGGCAGACAGUUAUUCAGCAUCCCAUGAAAUUGAAAAUAGGUAUGGUAAAAGAUUUAGAUGAUUUGGCAAAGACUGUGAAUGCUUCAGUUUUCUUUUAAACAUGCUUGCACUACCUAUGGCUUUGGAAAUCAUAAUUUCACUGUUCAAAUCAUAUGCUGAAAAAAAGAUGCUGAAGUUAUCAAAUGCUUAUGUCAGUUGUUAAAUUUUAGUUACUUUAAAUACUUGUUCGUAAAUAACAAGAAAUAUGUACAUAAAAUACUUGAAAAUAAUGUACAAAGCAAAAUGUUUGUAAAUAUUUGGAUUGAAGUAUUUUUUGGU